AUGUUGCAGAAAACUUCAAAGAUGACAGAUCAGACAUCUGAAGGCCAAGUGGGCAUCAAGAAGAGGUCCAAAGUACCUGGAGUGAUGAUCACUCAGUUUGUAGAAGAACUUCCGGAAGGAAAAGCUCAUCCAGACUUUACCCGCAAACCCAUCGCUUUGACCAUUCAAGAAGGUAAAUUAGCUAUUUUCAAGGCCAUUGUCAUAGGGGAUCCAGAACCUACUGUCACAUGGACCAGAAAUAAUGGCAUUUUAUCUGACCGACAGAAAUAUCAGACUAAGUUCGAUCCCAUUUCUCGAGAACACACAAUUGAGAUGCCCAAUGUUUCUCCAGAACAAGCUGACACUUACAAGUGUUUUGCAACGAAUGAGUUUGGCAGAGCUUCUGUCACUGUUGUAUUAAAUGUUAUUGAAGUGGGAUACAAGAAAGACAAAGCAAAGAAAGCUUCAUUCUAUUUACUUUCUGUUCCAGUUUCUAAACUUGUUUUCUGUAAUAUCUACAGUAAUGUGUGCCCAAAAACUGUACAAAAAAAGGAGGGAGAAAUUGAUCCCAAGUUCUGGGAGAUUUUACUUAGUGCCAAUAAGAAAGAUUAUGAGUGCAUUUGUGCUGAAUAUGGAGUGACUGAUUUCCGGUGGAUGCUGAAGAAACUAAAUGAAAUAAAAAGAGAAAGACAAGAGCAGCAAGCUGAGUUUGUGAAAAGCAUUUCCAACCUGAAGCACACUGAAGUGAAAUCCAAUGGCACAGCAUUAUUUGAAGUUGAUUUGGACCUUGUAGACCCAAGUAGUAGGAUAUUCAUUUACAAGGAUGGAGAAAUGAUUGAGUACUCCAAAGACAUUGAGAUAAAACACAGCCUAAAACAAGUGGGCAAGAAGUAUAUGUUUACUAUUAGGGACCUCCUCCCUGAUGAUGCUGGCUUUUAUCAGUUAGAUGUUGAGAAUGUGACCAUAUUCUCCACUGACCUUAAGAUUCCAAAGGUGGAAUUCCUUGUAAAGAUUCAGGAGGUUAUAGCUAUGGAGAGAGAAGAUGCAGUGUUUGAGUGUGUUCUAUCUAAUCCCUUCUCAAAAAUUCUAUGGGUGGGGAAAAAUGUCCCUCUGGAACAGGGAGAAAAAUAUGACAUAACAGUUUCAGAAGACAAGCUGAUUCACCGACUGGUGGUUAAAGACUGCAUGCUGGUGGAUAAAGGCAUAUAUGCUGCUAUGGCAGGUAUCAAGUCCUGUAAUGCCUGGCUGGUAGUGGAGGGUAAGAUCAUGCUCCCUAAUGGCAAAAAGAAAGUGCGAAAAACAACGCAGGCAGGAGGAUCAGGCCUUAAUCUGACAGAAAUUGCAGCAGAGCAGCGAAACAAGCUGCAGAAAGACAAAGCAGCGAUGAUAUCAGCCACCAAAACAGCUAUUCCAGAGAAAGCAGCAGCAGCUUCUACAGAUAGCAACACUUCUGCAUCUGCAUCAGGAUCUGGCAUUGGAUCUGUGUCUUUUGGUAUUUCUGCUUUUGAGUCUAGUGCUGGUUCUGUACCUGGUUUUUUGACUUGGUGCUAG
Ictalurus furcatus (blue catfish) is the source of this 1530-nucleotide messenger RNA. RefSeq names its product immunoglobulin-like and fibronectin type III domain-containing protein 1. The record is from RefSeq and is a predicted model, not a curated record. Lineage: Eukaryota; Metazoa; Chordata; Actinopteri; Siluriformes; Ictaluridae. The transcript is spliced from 10 exons. The coding region runs from base 1 to 1530 and encodes 509 amino acids.